Messenger RNA from Menidia menidia (Atlantic silverside), 1500 nucleotides. NCBI's taxonomy places the organism in Eukaryota, Metazoa, Chordata, Actinopteri, Atheriniformes, Atherinopsidae. The record is from the annotation of a GenBank genome assembly.
AUGAACCCAGUGUCCCAGAGUGCGGCGCAGUUUGCCGGGGGGGGGAUGCAGGAUGAGCAGGCGGAGAGCUGGAGGCAGCAGCCCCUGGAACGACAGGGCAGCUUUGGACCGAGACUACCUCCGAACCUGGACACCAACAGAGACGCAGCCGGGGAGCCCGACGAGAUAGACAAACUCAAAGCCAAACUGAUGUCAGCAUGGAACAAUGUCAAAUAUGGUUGGGCUGUUAAGUCUAAAACAUCUUUCAACAAGAUAUCACCAGUCACUGUCCUGGGCCACUCCUAUCAGCUCAACAGUGAAGAUGAGGUGGAGCGGUUCCGUCUGGCUUUUGUCUCCAGGAUCUGGCUGACCUACCGGAAGGAGUUUCCUCAGCUGGAAGGCUCCACCUGGACCACAGACUGUGGCUGGGGCUGCAUGCUGCGCAGUGGACAGAUGCUGCUGGCACAGGGGCUUGUCCUCCAUUUGAUGCCCAGAGAUUGGGCUUGGCCUGACGCUCAGCAGCUAACCGAUGUGGACUUCGAGGUGUUCCGACCGCGCUCCCCCGUACGGGCCGGAGGGGUCCCCAUCCCUUCCUUUGGCUCCCAACGAGGAACAAACACCCCAGAGAGGGCCUUGUCAAGCAGCCAGGCGCCCAAAAGUAGCCUGAAGAAAAGGCCCGAGUCUGCAAGAGACCGCCAGGCGGAACCCAACCACCGCAAGCUCGUCAACUGGUUCGGGGAUCAGCCUCCUGCGCCUUUUGGCGUUCACCAGUUAGUGGAAAUUGGCAAAGGUUCGGGGAAGAAGGCUGGGGACUGGUACGGCCCCUCAAUAGUUGCACACAUUUUACGAAAAGCAGUGGCUAAAACCUCCGUGGUGCAAAACCUUGCCAUAUAUGUGGCUCAGGACUGCACAGUGUACAAAGAGGACGUGGCACAUCUUUGUGAUCCCUCACUAAGCCAGAGUCCCCCUGAUCCUUCACACCAAACCUGGAAGUCUGUCAUCAUACUUGUGCCUGUACGGCUGGGAGGAGAGGCCCUCAACCCGUCCUACACCGAAUGUGUCAAGAAUAUCCUGAAGCUGGAAUGUUGCAUUGGGAUAAUUGGAGGAAAACCAAAGCAUUCACUCUACUUCAUUGGCUUUCAAGAUGAGCAGUUACUGUUUCUGGACCCUCACUACUGCCAGGCAGUUGUUGAUGUUACUGAAGCUAACUCCUCACUAGAGUCAUUCCACUGUAGUGCUCCUAAAAAGAUGCCCUUUAGCCGGAUGGAUCCCAGCUGUACCAUCGGCUUCUACGCGAAGAACAAGAAAGACUUUGAGUCUCUGUGUUCUGCCGUCAGCUCGGCUCUCUCAUCCUCCAAGGAAAAGUAUCCCAUCUUUACCUUCGUAGAUGGACAGAGUCAGGACUAUGGACUGGAGGGUCACAGCAGCAACCACAGCGCACCUGCAUCUCACAUUCUGCCGCCAGGCAAACUGAGCAGGAGUAACACCAGGAGAAGCAGCGAUGACUUUGUGUUCCUGUGA